Molecule: messenger RNA, 2831 nt
Organism: Tachysurus fulvidraco (yellow catfish)
Lineage: Eukaryota; Metazoa; Chordata; Actinopteri; Siluriformes; Bagridae
Gene: znf512b
Product: zinc finger protein 512B
Exons: 15
Coding region: 738-2342 (534 amino acids)
Molecular function (GO): zinc ion binding
Source: RefSeq, a predicted model, not a curated record
UUGUAAGUUACCUCCAAUUUUGCAACUUCAACUGCCGAAAGGUGGAACGGACGGGCGCAUGAGUCAGCAGCUGUACAGUAGGCUCGUACAGUAAGCCAAGAAAAUACCCGUAGAUAUUCAGGGACAAUCCAGAGGCCCCAGUUCCAGCUGAAGAAAAUCAAAAUGUGAUGCUGCCUCCACCAUAUUUUCUUCACUUGAUGAUGACUGUCUUCACUGUGUUCCAUGGCAUGGAUCCCUCCAGAGUUUCCCGUUUGGUUAAGCCAUUCUCAGGCACUUUCACAGGACGCCCACCCAAACAUUCUCAACCCCCGGAGACAGUACAGUUGGACAGCACUGAAAAUGACAAUCAUGCUGGUUCAACCAACUUCACAUGUGUGGGAUGAAUCCACCUUGGCUUCCUGUCAGUGACAAGGAUAAUAUGAUACAGUCCCUCAAACUUUGGCUGUAAUGGUGUUUGCAAGUGCUGUGGCUUGGUGACAAGAACCCACUGUCCUGGAGCCACGUUGUGACCACCAGGUCCAGGUUCCUCCCCGAAUGAGAGAACAGGCAACAAGAAGAAAAGUCACCACUGUGUGGAGUUACCUGAGUGUUGCGCAAUCCCUGAUACAUUGGCGGAGAAGUUCAGUUAUAGCUGUCCAUACUGUGAGGCUGCGUUCACCACAAAGGUCCACCUGCAGAAACACAAGCUUUGGAAUCAUUCAGAGAGGGUCAACAAGGAGAGCAAGAUAGCAGUCACCAUGGAGCCAAUGGCUGAGCUGAAAGCUAAGCCCAAACUGCUAUCAAACCCUGUAAAUUCUAAUAAGAGAGUGUGUGGGCCUUGUCGCAGGCCUAUGAAGAACAGUUCUUCAUCACGAGUCUUUUUAAAAAUAAAAAAGACCCAGGAAAUGUCCCAGCCCUCACAGAAUGGUGAGCGCACUGACCAGAGGACAGAGAAAACCCAAGAGUCCAGCUCCAAGCAACAGCAACAAAAGGAAUCUCUAUCAGAUGCUUGGUGCAGUGAAAGCAGGGAAAGCACUUUCCCUGAAGAAGACCCAGAAAGAAUGAAGCAUAAGCUAGGGAGAAAACAGAAAACACCAAAGAAGUUCACUGGGGAGCAGCCCUCCAUCUCUGGAACAUUUGGCCUGAAAGGGAUGAAUAAGGUGGAUGAAAAGCUGAAAGUAUGCAGGACAAAGCGACCAGAUGGGGCACAUUUCAAUGAGUCCCAGAAGAAGCAACUGACCCCAGUCCCAGCCAAAAGGGAAUGGCACUGCUAUCGUCAGGCACCACCAAUUGAUUGUGAGGCACAGGAUGCCAUAUUGGAGAACAGUGAGGUGUCCUGCUCCACUUGCUCUGCUGUCAUCAACAAGACUUUUCCUGGCUUCAAAAAACACUUGAAGAUCUGUCAAAAGGCAUCCAUCAAUGAAGAAACUGAGUUGGAUAGUAUAAUGGAGGAAGAGAAAGAGCAGCCUGCCACUGACAAGGCAAAACCAGAUCCAGCCCUUAUGAAAAUAAAGAAAAGACUGGAGGAGAAGGGUAAAAAUAAAAAGAAUGCCAUAAUGGAGCCUGAGGAGUUGUUGGACCUAGAGCGCACUCCCAGUGGCAGGGUGAGGAGGCGAUCUGCUCAGGUAGCUGUAUUCCACCUGCAGGAGAUUGCAGAGGACGAACUUGUUAAGGAUUGGGGAGCAAAACGUCGCAUCAAAGAUGACCUUGUCCCGGAUAUUAAGAGGCUAAAUUACACACGACCUGGCAUUCCCAAAUAUAACCCUGAAACCUUGGAUACUUGGAAAAAUGAAGUGAAGGAAAAAGGGUUCAUCUGUUGUCCCAAUAGUAGCUGUGAGGCCAUUUAUUCAAGUGUAUCAGGACUCAAAGCUCAUCUUACCAGCUGUAUCAAGGGAGGUUUCAUUGUAGGGAAGUAUACAUGCUUAUUGUGCCAGAAGGAAUUCAGCUCUGAGAGUGGGGUAAAAUACCACAUUUGUAAGACACAUGCUCAGAAUUGGUUUCGAGCAACAGGCCAAGUGUCUAAAAGCAAGACCAAAGAUUCACAGAGCAAGAAGCUACAGAAAGACCUGAAAAAUGGUGUACCCUGGAAGAAAAGGGGUCGAAAGCCCAAAGAACAUCUUGUUGAAAGAGCCUCCAUCCGAGAAAAGACUCUGAAAUGUAGUGUUGGGCCUUCCAUGAAUCACCAAACUUUAAAUCCAAAUAAAAGCCUAACACCCAUUCAAACACCGAGUCAGAACUCAGCCUGCAUCACCCCCAACAAUACCUUAACACCAACAGAUGGUAAAAAUGUAACCCAAAAUAGAGAUUUGUGGCCCCCUGUUAAGAAAAGAGCCAAGCCAAAGAAAGCACCACUCACAGAAUAGCAUGGCUUUCAUCACUUCAAUUCUAGACAGGAUGCAGUUAGCAAUUGCCUGUAAACAAACAAAAUAAUAAAUAUAAUAAUAAUAACAAAUAAUCAGUAAUCAUUUCUGUUGUUAAAUAUUAAACUUACAAUGAUAUAAUGAAAUAGCAUAUAUACAGUACUGUGCAAAAGUUUUAGGUAGGUGUGAAAAAAUGCUGUAAACAAAGAAUGCUUUCAGAUAUAUAAAUAAUGAGUGUUUAUUUCUGUCAAUUUACAAAAUGCAAAGUAAGCAAACAAAAGAAAAAUCUAAAUCAAAUAAAUAUUUGGUGUUACUACCUUUUGCCUUCAAACCAGCAUGAAGUGAUAGCAUGGAGCCCUGAUGUGUCGAGUGUGUCUGGGAUUACAUGAAGAGACAGAAGGAUGUGAGAAAGCCUACAUCCACAGAAGAUCUGUGGUUAGUUCUCCAAGAUGUUGGGAACAACCUACCAGCCGAGUUCCUUCAAAAACUGUG